AUGGUUCGAAUAUUAAAGAAGCCCAAAAACGCUAAGCGCAAGAAUAAGGAAGUGGAAGGAUUGUCGGAUUCAGUAGCAUCAAAAGUAUGGGAGGCAGGAAUAGACAAAUUGGAGGAAGGUGAAGAGCUUCAGUGUGACCCAUCUGCUUACAAUGCCCUUCAUGCCUUCCAUAUUGGAUGGCCAUGCAUGAGUUUUGAUGUGCUGCGGGACUCUCUUGGCAUGGUGCGAACUGAGUUUUCACAUACUGCAUACUGUGUAGCAGGAACACAAGCAGACAAAAGGGCUUCCAACUCUAUUGGAAUUUUUAAGUUAUCUAAUAUAUCUGGAAAAAGGCGGGACUUGGUGCCAACAAAGACUGGUGAUGAUGAUAAUAUGGACAGUGAAAGUAGUGACAGUGAUGAUGAUAAUAAUGAAGAAAAGGAAGUAGAAGCUGUUCUACAGCUACGCAAGGUGUUUCAUGAAGGAUGUGUUAAUCGUAUACGUGCUAUGACGCAAAACCCCCAUAUAGUUGCUUCUUGGAGUGAUACUGGUCAUCUUCAAAAUACAGAGAGUGAUCGUAGCCAAGGGGCUUCUGCAGUCUCUAAUCACUCACCUUUAUUUAAGUUUGGCGGACACAAAGAUGAAGGCUAUGCUAUAGAUUGGAGUCCUCAUGUACCAGGGAGGCUUGUUUCAGGUAUUUUGUUGCUUUUACUAGGGGACUGCAAGAAUAGUAUCCAUUUAUGGGAGCCAACUUCUGAUACAACAUGGAAUGUUGAAGAUCCCUUUAUUGGACACAGCGCAAGUGUUGAAGAUCUUCAGUGGAGCCCUGUAGAUCCUUGUGUGUUUGCCUCUUGCUCAGUUGAUGGAAGUAUUAAGAUAUGGGACACCCGAAAGAAAAGAUCUCCUACAGCAACUAUAAAGGCAUAUAAGACAGAUGUUAAUGUUAUAUCAUGGAACAGGGGAGCGAGCUGUAUGCUUGCAUCUGGGAGUGAUGACGGGGCUUUUUCUAUUCAAGAUCUUAGAGUCGUCAAGUGUGGAGAGAGUGUCGUGGCAUACUUUGAAUAUCACAAACAUCCGAUCACUUCUAUUGAAUGGAGUCCUCACCAUGAAGCUGCCUCAACCAUUGCUGUUUCAUCAUCUGACAAUCAACUGACUAUCUGGGACCUUUCUUUGGAGAGAGAUGAGGAAGAGGAGGCUGAGUUCAAAGUCAAAAUGAAAGAGCAAGUCAAUGUCCCAACAGAUUUGCCCCCACAACUUCUCUUUGUCCAUCAGGGUCAGAAAGAUUUGAAAGAACUUCAUUGGCAUCCUCAGAUCCCUGGAAUGGUUAUAUCCACAGCAGCAGAUGGAUUUAACAUACUAAUGCUAUCAAACAUUGAAAAUGUGCUUCCUGCUUGAUACUUGGUUGAUAAGAAAGUUAUGCAUG
This is a messenger RNA of Solanum lycopersicum (tomato), 1402 nucleotides long. The record is from RefSeq and is a predicted model, not a curated record. NCBI's taxonomy places the organism in Eukaryota, Viridiplantae, Streptophyta, Magnoliopsida, Solanales, Solanaceae.